Molecule: messenger RNA, 2084 nt
Organism: Pyrgilauda ruficollis (rufous-necked snowfinch)
Lineage: Eukaryota; Metazoa; Chordata; Aves; Passeriformes; Passeridae
Gene: LTO1
Product: LTO1 maturation factor of ABCE1
Exons: 6
Coding region: 19-423 (134 amino acids)
Source: RefSeq, a predicted model, not a curated record
GGCGUGCCUCGCGCCGCCAUGGCCGACCUGUUCGAUGGGAUCGUGAUGGCCGAGCACAGGUUCCACGGGCAGGGCUACCAGGAGGGGCUGGCAGAGGGCAGCCACGCUGGAAUGGCUGAGGGCAGGAGGUACGGAGCACUCCGUGGAGCCAGGACCGGCUCGGAGAUUGGUUGCUACCUUGGGUUUGCCCUGACGUGGCAGUGUCUGCUCCAGAAAUGCACAGAUGAAAAGAACAGAAAAAAGAUAAGGGCUCUGGAUUCGUUAAUAGGGAUGAUUCAAAAAUUCCCAUAUGAAGACCCCACUUAUGAUAAGCUGCAAGAAGAUCUGGAAAAAAUCAGAGGAAAAUUUAAACAGGUUUGUUCAAUGCUAAAUAUUCAGUCUGAUUUUAGAAUUGAUAAUGAGAGAUCUUCACUAACAUUUUGAAUGCAACAGAUGAAGAUAAUCGUGGAUGACCGAAGGAAAAAACCAUUAAAAGAACAGAUCUGGAAAAGUGUCUAUCUACUUUUAUAUGAAAAAAAAAUCUAAAUAGUGAAGAGAUGUUAAAGGGGAAGUGAAAAAUCACUGGACUUGCAAUAUUAUUUAACAUUUAUUAUCUUCAAGUUUUAUUUCGGAUAUUACACACGCUAGUGUGUAAAUCUGUUAAAUAGAAAUAUUUGUUUUAAUUCUUUCCUAGUCUUUUACUGAUAAUUCCUCAAAAGGAAAAUAAGCAUUUGCACAGUUUCCUUGUUUAAAGGAUGUCUAUUACUUAAAAAUCUGUGUAUGCAGAUCAUUCAGUUUGCACAAUGUGUACAUGCUGUGGGUGAAGGAAAAUAAAAUCAAUUUCCUGCAGGCUUUGCAGCAGGAAACAUUUUUGUGGGGAGAAGAUGGAAUGACAGAGGAUGUCAGAAAGCAGAGGAGAAGGAUGAAGAUACCUGCUCAGAAUAUGGAAUUUGCACCUGGUUUUCCAAUAGUUUUGCAGACUGGUAGGGGGAAGGGAGCAAACUGCACAAAAUCUAAUCCCUCCCUCACUCACCAGUUUAAAUGGUGGGUGAGAUAAACACGACUGCCAGGAGAGUUGUGAUCCUCAUUGUCUGUAUUUAUUAGUACCCCUUACACAGACCAGCUUUUUAUGUGCCAGCCUUGAAAAGUGACCACUUCAGUCUCAUUCCAAGUCAAUGCAUGCUGCCAGCUGCGUGUGUUUAACUGUGCUAGCUGAGAGGAGUACCUGGAACAGGCUUUGGCUUGGGCUGCUGGAUGUCUUUGCCUUCCAGUAAGGAAUUCCAGAAUUCCAGCUUUUACCAGCUGUACCCUGUGUGUGUCUGGCUCUGCCUGCACGGCACGGUUCAGCCUUAUGAAGACAGACUGAGGUUUUUGGUUUGUUUAACUGUUUUACACAUGAAUUUUGAUACACACAGGCAGUGUCAGAGCCAUCUAGUGGAUAUGUGGGAUUGUAGGAGCUCACAAAUAUUUGUGUAGGUGAAGUUGUGUUAAAAUAGACAGUACAGAACAUACACACUCAUGAUAAUUCUAAUUAUGUGGAGAAUAUCUUUGCAAAGAAGUAACACUGAGGUAGGAAUUAAUUUUUACUUGUUUCCUCAUUUGCAAAAAUGUCUGUAAAAGCAAGGGCAGGGUUAUGAGAGCUCUAUUCUAUUUGUUUAAUAGAAGUGUGUGAUAUGUGAGUGACAAGCCAAGAUGCUGCUCCAGAGAUUAUAUCAAACACAGUUUUUUUUGUUCAGCUCAGGAGAGAAGGGGUCUUUGGCAGUCAGGUGGUGACUGUUAUUUGGAAAAUUGCUUUGGUGGCUAAUUUUCUUGUAUUGCUUUAGUUGUAUUUUUAAAAAAUAAAAUUAUAGUAAAUUAUUAUAUAAAUACAUGUGUAUAUGCUGAACUAUAAAUAUUGUAUCAACCAGGAUUUCCAGGUGGGAUAUACCAAGUUUAGGGUUAUCUAUUAGGUCUUUAAUUUUUUAAUUAGGUCUUUAAUUAAGUUUCAUUUGUGUGGACACAUUGAUGGAGUGUCUUCUUCCAUGAGUCUGUGUUUUUUUGAAUAUCUGCUGUUUCACACCUUGUGUGGGCCUGGUUUGGUUUAUUAAAUGAGGUACAGUUCAAAA